ACAGAGGAAUCCAACCAAACGUUCAAAGCAUCGUUUGUUGAUGGAGCAGAUUUAUGAAACCCUCACCUUUUCUGAAGUUAAAAACAGAGCAAAGCAUAAAGUUGUAAAAAGCAGACUUGGUAAGGUUGACUCUCAAAUUGACAAAAGUGACAGCUUGCAGCGGAAAGCUGGUUUAGUUGUCGACUUGUCUUCCAUUUCACCUCCAUUAACAGAUGACGACUGUGACAUACUCGCCGCGGUAAUGGUUAACACUGAGCUUGUCAGGCUUUCGUACAUAGAAACCUGGUCUUUUUGCCAUAAUCGCAUCUCUUCUCGUGGUGCGACGAAACUUUUGGUGACCAUUCGAAGCCUAGGCUUGAGCCAAUCAGUGGACUUCCGAGAUAAUCCCUUUAUCGAAUAUUUAGGUUGUCGCGAUAAGGUUUCCGCAAGUAUAGGUUUAGCACCUUGUCAAGGAGAUGAUUGUCCUGUAAAAAUUACCCAACACCAGGUAGUUACUUGUAAGGGCUGGCCCCAAGAGAACUCAGAAAUGAAAGCCUUGAUAUUAGAUAUGUGUCCCAUAUUCUCAGUGAGUAGUUGUAUGGUGCAAGUUAUUGGUAGAAUAGAGGCUCUGUCUUUGAGGAAUACUCGGUUUUCCAGUUUAUGGUGCCUUUUGGAAUGGUUACGUAGAACGCAACCUUGUAUUCUUUCUCUUCAGCGUUUGCCCUACAGGAAAAAGCAGCUUUUAGAAAGUGAAUCAGAUAGUUGUUCUUUGUUGAAUGCUUUAGAAACAAGCUCCUUUGGUGGUCGUGUAGCCCAAACAAGGGACCAAUUGGUUUAUGGACAACAAAGCUCUUCUGAAGUGUAUUUGCCACCAGAAAACGACAGAAUUCCUGGUUAUCCUCAGUUCUUUAGCUCUAGAAGAUUUGUAGAUAGCCUUGGUUUCCAGCGAGUUACGAGACGCUCUUAUUUGCGUGAUAGAGACUCCGUCAAUUUUGCCAGUACACAUGAAGAGUCGGCAAGUAGUCCUGUCGCGACAGAUUUAUCUACUGACAGAACUGAUUUUCAAAUUCUCACUUCAGAAGAAUCAUUUGAAACUCCCUCAGUAUCGUCAGCAAGCAUACCGAGUGAUCAGAAUUUGCCUUCAUCUGCUAGACUUCAUUCGUCACAGCAUCGUUUAACUGACAUAGGAGAAGAUUAUCUUGAAGGAAAUGAAUGUUCCUUGACAGAAUCAUCCUCCACAAAUUUUGGUCGAUCUUCGGAUAAUGUUUCAUCGAAUUAUUUUCAUUGGAGAAGAUAUUUUACUUUGAUACAGAAUACAGAAGCCGAAGACGAUUCAUUGCUUCGACAAACACCAAUUUGCGACAUUGCCACCCACUGCGAAUUCUUUAUUGCUCUUUGUCCCUUUUUGCAAGUGAUUAAUGAAAUGGAGAUAGAUGAAGAAGAUCGAAGAUACGCCCAAAAGGUUCUUCUCAAACAUUUUCAAAUUCUUGCUUACAAGGACGGUUACAACUUGAAUAUUUUAGAUAUUCUGUCAAAGCGACAGUUAAGUCUUAAAAGCAGACAAGUAUCGGGGGAUCAUCAUCUACCUGUUAGUAUGGAUGAAAAAGACAGGUUGUCUUGUUUUCCGAAUGAAAGGAAGCAACUUUAUAAUGGACAUUCAUCUCAUUUUGAGAAAUGCGUCUUAUCAGCCCUGACAACUUCACGAACUACGGUUCACUGCAGUCGUAUCUGCCAUGUGCCUUACAGAGCAAGGCAGUUUGAAUAUCAUCCUUUGAUUCCAGAACUCAUGGCAGUUGGAACAGUAGAUGGAGAAGUUCUGCUUUUAAAUCAUGAGAAACAGCUUUUGCUAGGAUGUUCAAGGAUUAAUAGUCGAGAGAAUGAAACUAUUUUAGCGCUUUGUUGGUUGCCGAAUUAUCCUGAAAAAUUGUUAAUUGGAAGUGACCACGGUACUAUUCAAUUACUCGAUAUUUCUUCUCGUGAUUCUCAAGGUGUUGAUUUUCAGUGUGUUCGAUCUUUUGAAAAUUUCGAGUUGCAAACUUCGUUGCACGCAAAUUGCACCAGCCAGUUCUUUCUUACCAGUGGUUAUUCUACGGACAUAGGAGUUUAUGAUAUUCGUACCGGUGUAAAAGUGCAAACUCUGAAAGAGUGUCAUUCAGAGCAUAUCAAUGUGACAAGAUUUUCGAAUCUGUCACCCUUUCUUUUUGCAACAUCAUCUUUCGAUCGAAGUAUUAAGCUAUUUGACAUUCGAGAACCUCCUAUAAAUGGAAAACAAAUGCCUAUAUUUGUGCGUUCUAGUCGCAUGGGUACUGUUAUGGUUUGUUUUUCUCCUGACGAUAGUUAUCUGUUAAGUUCUGCAAUUGAUAAUGAAGUGUAUCAGUAUACUGUAUCGGAUGGACGACUGCAUACUCAUUUUCCUAUACCUCAAACUCGUUCAAAUUAUAAUUAUACUCGUUCAUAUUAUAUGAAUGGAAAGGACUAUUUGAUAACAGGUUCUUGUGAGGAGAAAGUUGUUCGUAUAUAUUCUACGAUGAGUGGAAAAUUGUUCCGUGAAGUUGGGAUGAGCACUUCAUCAUCUUCGGAGAGAGGCAAUCAGUUUCACACUGUUCUUUCAAAGGAAUCUCCCUAUAUUCAAAGCUUGCGUGGAGAUCCAUUUCAGCCUUUUAGUUUUUCUGUAUUACUAUCACAUUGCAGACUUUCUAUCCCGGGUGAAAUUGUGAAAGUAGAAAUGCUGAAGACUUUUGAUGAGAAAUUGUUUGAUAGAGGUCUAAGUUGCAGAGGUGGUGCAUGAUCUUUCUAGUUUAUGAAAGAAUGGUAUUGAGUGGAAAUGGCACAUUUUCAGGUUUGAGGAAUAGAGAAACUGCUUUUUAUGCGUCUAGUUUGAAAACUUUUGUUGAGGACGGGAACAGAUAUUGAUAAUAGGAAAACUUCUUUUAACUUUUGCAAAUAAUUCUGUAUCGAAAAUUUCCUGUCUUCUAUAAGUUUAGCGAAUAUGGAGAGAAACUGAUGAAGGGAAAUCAAAAUUUUUUGCCACAGUUGUCACUUUUGACUUACAAAAGAUCUGUUUUUGUCUGGAUAAAGUGAGAACUUUUCCG
This is a messenger RNA of Galdieria sulphuraria, 3071 nucleotides long. RefSeq names its product transducin family protein / WD-40 repeat family protein. The coding region runs from base 41 to 2767 and encodes 908 amino acids. Gene Ontology annotation, molecular function: protein binding. The record is from RefSeq and is a predicted model, not a curated record. The transcript has a single exon. Gene Ontology annotation, cellular component: Cul4-RING E3 ubiquitin ligase complex. NCBI's taxonomy places the organism in Eukaryota, Rhodophyta, Bangiophyceae, Galdieriales, Galdieriaceae. Gene Ontology annotation, biological process: cellular response to UV-B.